This is a messenger RNA of Rhodamnia argentea, 1085 nucleotides long. RefSeq names its product NAC domain-containing protein 2-like. The transcript is spliced from 3 exons. NCBI's taxonomy places the organism in Eukaryota, Viridiplantae, Streptophyta, Magnoliopsida, Myrtales, Myrtaceae. The record is from RefSeq and is a predicted model, not a curated record. Gene Ontology annotation, biological process: regulation of DNA-templated transcription. Bases 75 to 950 code for a protein of 291 amino acids. Gene Ontology annotation, molecular function: DNA binding.
CGAAGUUCAAAGCUUGGAAGUGAAAAAGCAGAGAGUUGCAGAAGAACACGAACAGAGUUGAGAGGAGUAAAAAAAUGAAGAAGGCGCAAUUGGAAUUGCCAGCAGGGUUCAGGUUCCACCCGACGGACGACGAGUUGGUGAACCAUUACUUGAUCCGCAAGUGCGCUUCCCAACCCGUCUCUGCCCCCAUCAUCGCGGAGAUCGAUCUCUACAAGUUCGACCCUUGGGACCUUCCAGAAAUGGCUCUGUACGGCGAAAAAGAAUGGUACUUCUUUUCUCCGAGGGACCGCAAGUACCCCAACGGGUCACGUCCGAACCGGGCAGCCAGAACUGGGUAUUGGAAGGCGACCGGGGCCGAUAAGCGGAUCGGCCGCCCAAAGACGCUUGGCAUAAAGAAGGCGCUAGUGUUUUACGUGGGGAAAGCUCCGAGAGGAGUCAAGACCAAUUGGAUCAUGCACGAGUAUCGUCUCGCCAAUGUCGAUCGAUCCGCCGGCAAGAAGAAGAACAACCGGAGGCUUGAUGAUUGGGUUCUAUGCCGAAUAUACAACAAGAAGGGCACUAUAGAGAAGCAUUUCCCCUCAGCCCAAAAUAACCAGGCAGAGUUCCCGGAAAUGGAGACAGAGCCGCAGAUUGUUAUGCCGGCGGCGCUAAACCCAUACACACCUCCGCAACACUCGCCAAUGACAACGGAUCACAUGUACAUGGACUCGUCGGAGUCGAUGCCGAAGCUGCACCCGGAUUCUAGCGCCUCGGAGCACGUGGUGUCCCCGGACUUGGCGCACCAGAAGGAAGUGCAGAGCGAGGAGAAAUGGGACGAUUGGGAGAAGGCCCUCGAUCUCCAGUUGGGUGCAAUGGAUAACUUCUUGGACGAUUCAUUCGCGCAGGGACAGUUUCAGCUGGAUCAGGUCUCCCUUCAGGACAUGUCCAUGUACUUGCAGAGGCCAUUUUGAACACAGAAGUCGGACUUUCUUUCACAGGGGCCUGAACCAUUCAGCUCUUACUGGUUCUCGUUGAAGCUGCACCAUCCACAGGUAUGGUGAUGGUGAUCAAUCAAAGACAAAACCUGUCCUGGACAAAUUGCUGAC